Molecule: messenger RNA, 447 nt
Organism: Entamoeba invadens IP1
Lineage: Eukaryota; Evosea; Mastigamoebida; Endamoebidae
Exons: 1
Coding region: 1-447 (148 amino acids)
Source: RefSeq, a predicted model, not a curated record
AUGUAUCAGGAGAAAAGAAAAUACGUAAAACAGUUCAUGCAAAACUAUGACAAUGAGGUGAAUCGACAAAUUGAAACAAAAAAAACCUUUUUGGCUAAGUUGACCCACGACGCAAUUCAAGGAGACCAAUACCCAUACUAUUUGCAGAAAUUGACACAAUACGAAGAGGCGCGCCAAAAAAGGUUUUUGGACUUUUUGAGAAAGUACAACACAAAGGAAUUUCGAUUUGAUUUUAAAAAGAUGCCAGCAACUAAAAUCCAAGACCCCGAAAGACAAGACGCGCUUGGGAAAGUUAUGGACUAUUACUUUGGAAGGUAUAAUGGACCAAAUGGAUAUUUGACAAAACACAAACGAGAAAUACAAAAGCUGGCACUUAAGGGAUUUAGUGAAACUGUUCGAAGCGAUGUGCCACUUUUAGUCAAAAUUAAGGAGAAUGACGGAUACUAA